Messenger RNA from Mandrillus leucophaeus (drill), 1979 nucleotides. It is a transcript of the gene RHEB, whose product is annotated as Ras homolog enriched in brain. Gene Ontology annotation, cellular component: plasma membrane. The transcript has 7 exons. NCBI's taxonomy places the organism in Eukaryota, Metazoa, Chordata, Mammalia, Primates, Cercopithecidae. Gene Ontology annotation, molecular function: GTP binding; GDP binding; GTPase activity. The record is from RefSeq and is a predicted model, not a curated record. The coding region runs from base 332 to 871 and encodes 179 amino acids. Gene Ontology annotation, biological process: small GTPase-mediated signal transduction.
AAUCGUUUUAAUUUUCAUGUUAACAUUAAAUAGCAAGAUUCCAAGGAUACUAGAGGAAAUUAGCUUACUUUAAACCUUUUAGUUUAUCUUUAACAGAAUAUCUGAUGUGCUUGUUGGUCAGUAAUAUUUGUUAAUGUCACAGACAAGUUUACUUGGUAAUAGCUUAAUUGCAUAAUAUCCUCAUAUAAAGCAAAUUAAUGAAAUUUAUUUCAUUUUUUGAAAUUGCCCAAAUGCUAAUUAAAGGAAUGUUUUCUGACCCUAAUACCUUCAGCUUCUUCAUCUAUUAGUGGUUUUUUAAUGAAACAGCAAAAUUAAAAAUUUUUACCUUCAUAUGCCAACACACACUAAGCUCUUGUUCUCCUUUAUAGGGAAAUCCUCAUUGACGAUUCAGUUUGUUGAAGGCCAAUUUGUGGACUCCUACGAUCCAACCAUAGAAAACACUUUUACAAAGUUGAUCACAGUAAAUGGACAAGAAUAUCAUCUUCAACUUGUAGACACAGCUGGGCAAGAUGAAUAUUCUAUCUUUCCUCAGACCUACUCCAUAGAUAUUAAUGGCUAUAUUCUUGUGUAUUCUGUUACAUCAAUCAAAAGUUUUGAAGUGAUUAAAGUUAUCCAUGGCAAAUUAUUGGAUAUGGUGGGGAAAGUACAAAUACCUAUUAUGUUGGUCGGGAAUAAGAAAGACCUGCAUAUGGAAAGGGUGAUCAGUUAUGAAGAAGGGAAAGCUUUGGCAGAAUCUUGGAAUGCAGCUUUUUUGGAAUCUUCUGCUAAAGAAAAUCAGACUGCUGUUGAUGUUUUUAGAAGGAUAAUUUUGGAGGCAGAAAAAAUGGAUGGGGCAGCUUCACAAGGCAAGUCUUCAUGCUCGGUGAUGUGAUUCUGCUGCGAAGCCCGAGGACACUGGGAAUAUAUUCUACCUGAAGAAGCAAACUGCCCGUUCUCCUUGAAGAUCAACUAUGCUUCUUUUUUCUUCUGUUAACCUGAAAGAUAUCAUUUGGGUCAGAGCUCCUCUCCCUUCAGAUUAUGUUAACUCUGAGUCUGUCCAAAUGAGUUCACUUCCAUUUUCAAAUUUUAAGCAAUCAUAUUUUCAAUUUAUAUAUUGUAUUUCUUAAUAUUAUGACCAAGAAUUUUAUCGGCAUUAAUUUUUCAGUGUAGUUUGUUGUUUAAAAUAAUGUAAUCAUCAAAAUGAUGCAUAUUGUUACACUACUAUUAACUAGGCUUCAAUAUAUCAGUGUUUAUUUCAUUGUGUUAAUGUAUACUUGUAAAUAAAAUAGCUGCAAACCUCAGUCCUUUGUGCUACUUGAUGUGGCUUUCAAAGAAGAGAAGCCUUGUCCUGAGUUUCUUACUUGGCUUCAGGAAGGCCCCAGGUUGGAUUCCAGAAACCAGUGACGAUGUGGCCACAGGAGGAGGUGUGCUGACAUGGCUGCUGACCAUGGACUCCCUGCGCUGUGACGGGCAGGUGUUGAGGCUGGGUUACAGCUGAUUGAAGCUGAGUGGCUCUGGCGGGGGUCUGUGAGGGGCAUUCCUCCCCAGUGAUCACAUUCUCUCCUUCCAUCCUUAGAUCCCCAAACCUUGGCUGAAAUGCUCCGUGGUCGGGAGCCUGGUCAAGGAGGAGGAGCUGCUGAGAGGCAUUGUUCACCCUUGCUCAUAGCUUAGCUUGAUGUCUGUGUCAGACAGGAGACGAUUGAGAAAACACCCCUGCCUGUCACUCUCCUAGAACACCCCGCAGUUUAGUGAUCUGUGUCAGUCUCGGGAGCCUCCUUCAGACCCGGACGACGGGCCUCCCUCUCUCCAAGGAGCAACUAUAAAGGAGAAGAGGGAUUUCAUUUGCCUGGUGGCUGUUACCUUGUCUGUAAGUCACACUUGGAGCUGAGCAGUGCUUUUUAAAUGAUUCCCUUUUGCAGCUGAAAUUUCACAGGGCUGUUUCUAACACGUAAGCAGAUGUUACCAUUGACUUUAUUAACAAAAUACAGUUUUGCUUUGCA